AUGUCACGAAUCACAUAUCUAACAUCACGUGCGCUGUACAUCCUGGUGUGCAACCUCAGCAAGUCACUGCAUGACACAGCCAAGCCCUGUGUGAGGCAAGGAUCUUGUAAUGUUGAUUUGGAAAACCCCAAUCGAGAAACAAAUCUCGAGAAUUUGUUGUCUUGGCUGUCCACAGUGCACAGCGUCGCGCAGAUGAGAAGAGAAACCUGUGAUGAUAUAGAAGAAGAGUUGCCUCAUUUGCGCCCCCCUGUGAUCAUUGUAGGAACCCAUGCAGACAAACCAUUUGAAGACAUUGCAACAAUGAAAUUAGAAAUCCAGAAAGCAAUUGCUGGGUACAACUAUGAAGGGCAUGUGGUGCCGCCUAUCUUUAGCAUUGACAACACUGCGAAAUUACUCCAGAGUAAGAUCAGA
Molecule: messenger RNA, 411 nt
Organism: Porites lobata
Lineage: Eukaryota; Metazoa; Cnidaria; Anthozoa; Scleractinia; Poritidae
Source: the annotation of a GenBank genome assembly